Andrographis paniculata is the source of this 2584-nucleotide messenger RNA. RefSeq lists its product as uncharacterized. The record is from RefSeq and is a predicted model, not a curated record. Bases 415 to 2457 code for a protein of 680 amino acids. The transcript has 5 exons. Lineage: Eukaryota; Viridiplantae; Streptophyta; Magnoliopsida; Lamiales; Acanthaceae.
UAAUAUUUUAAAAGGAUAGUUGCAAUUUACAAACGUGAGGUAAAAACAAGAAAGACUUUGGGGGUUGAUUUGAAGUUUUUGGUGAGAUACUAUCUGAUGAUUUCGUUCGAUUGGGUUGGUUUUUCCCUUGUGUUUUCUUCUAUGCGCUUCGGCUGUGGACUCCAUUGAUUUGCCCGGUACGAUCUGCUUAGCUUGUGAAUAGCUUCUUCGAUUGCGUGUUGUUUUUAUCCCUAGGUCAAUCGGGGUCGUAUAAGUCGGGUUUUCCCUCUAAUUAGCGAAUCGAAUCAAAAACCCCCAAAUUAGUUUCGUCGUUGAAUGAUUCCCGAUUGAGGGUUUUGAGUUUUUAAUGUGAGAUCUUCUGUGGGGUUGAUUUUGGUUAUUUGUGGGAAGCCGUGUUUUGUGUAUUAAUAAGAGAUGGAGGGCGCCGGUGAUGAGGAUAACGACGUCGUAUUGAGCGAUGUUGAGGCCGAUGAUCCGGUGCCGAUUGACAUCAAAACCACGCCGGAGAACAUUUCCGUCGAAAGGUUUAGAGAAAUUCUGGCGGAGCUCGAUCGUGAGAGAGCAGCUCGUGAGGCAGUAGAAAAUUCGAAGAAUGAUCUCCAGGUAUCCUUCAAUCGGCUCAAAGUGCUAUGCCACGAGGCAAUCAAGAAAAGAGAUGAGAGUUCCCGGCAGCGGGAUGAGGCUUUGCGGGAGAAGGAGGAAGUUUCGAAGAAAUUGGAGAAGGUCGAUGGCGAAUUGAGAGAGGAAAUUCGAUCGAAGGAUGAGGCGUUGAGGCAAAGAGAUGAGGUUUUGGGGCAGCUUGAGGAGUUGAGGAAAGUGAAGGAGUCGACGAGGGUGGAAAUGGAGACGGGAUCUUCGAUGCUAAUGAAUGGAAUGGAGAAGAUAUCCAGGAAAGUGAGUAAUUACAAGGAUUUUGGAGGGAAUGGCCUGCCGAAGUCUAGCAAGUAUUCGGGAUUGCCUGCUGUGGCUUAUGGUGUAAUCAAGAGGGCAAAUGAGAUUGUGGAGGAGCUUCUGCGGCAAGUUGAGCUGAAUUUGAAGUCGCGGAAUGAGGCCCGUGAGGCAGUCGAACAGAGGAACUACGAGAUCGCCAUUGAGGUUUCUCAGCUUGAAGCGACGAUCAGUGGGUUGAGAGAGGAAGUUGCGAAGAAGAGUGAGGAAAUUGGGAGCUUGAAACGAAGCAACGAUGAGAAGGAUGAAAGAAUCGUUGAAUUGGAAAGGGAUUAUUCUGAAACGCGAGAAGGAAUGGAGAGUGAGGUUUUGAGAUUGAGGCAGCUGGUGAGCGAUCACGGGUCAAAGAUAGAGACGCAGAGACCUUUGCUAAUCGAGCAAUUGGAUUUUGUUUCCAAGAUGCACGAAGAAAUGCGUAAAGUUAUGAAGAUAGUGGAUGCGAACAAAUCUGCAGAAUUGUCGGAAUCCCUGUUCCUUGCACAAGGAACAAAUAUGGAGGAAAACAUGAAGGCUUCUUUAGCUGGAAUGGAGUCGGUGUAUGAGUUGAGUAAACUUGUAGUCGAGAAAACAAGGGAUUUGAUGGAGGAAAAGAGCUGUGAGUUGAAAAGUCUAAAUGAAACUGUUUCCCAAUUGACGAAGGAAAAAGAACAGAUUGGAUCUUUAUUAAGAAGCACUUUGUCUCAGAGGAUGUCCGUGGACUUAUCAUCGAGAACCAAUGAAUUAUUUAAAGUUGCAGAAAAUGGUCUGAAAGAGGCUGGGAUAGAUUACAAGUUCAGCAAAUUUCAUGAUUCUCAAAGUGGAGUGGGAUCCGAUGCGAGAGAGGAAAAUGAAGUAUAUGCUCUGGCUAGUGCAUUGGAGAACAUAAUUAAGCAGGCUCAGGUCGAGAUCAUUGAGUUGAAACAUUCAGUAGAUGAACUCAGGACAGAGUCAAAUUUAUAUAAGGAGCGCGCCGAUGUUCAAGCCAAAGAACUUAAUCAGUUGAGGCAACGUGUGGAAGAGCUCCAAGAGAAGGAAAGAGUAGCUAAUGAAAAUGUUGAAGGUCUUAUGAUGGACAUUGCUGCUGCUGAAGAAGAAAUCAUGCGGUGGAAGGUAGCAGCACAGGAAGAGGCUGACGCAGGAAAAGCAAUCGAACAAGAAUAUGUCGUGCAGUUGGAAGCAGUGCGCCAAGAACUUGAGGAAGCCAAGCAAGCCGUAGUCGAAUCAGAGAAAAAGCUGAAAUUCAAAGAGCAAACGGCAGAAGCUGCCAUGGCGGCGAGAGAUGCAGCUGAGAAGUCGCUGAGAUUGGCCGACACGAGAGCAACCCGGCUGCGCGAUCGCGUGGAAGAACUCUCCCGUCAGCUCGAUGAGCUCGACACCAGAGACCCGGCAAGAACCCGACUGACUAGGCCCCGAUACGUCUGUUGGCCGUGGCAGUGGCUCGGCCUCGAUUUUGUUGGCUCCCAUCGCUCCGGCGCCGAACCGCCGCUGCAGAGCUCCAACGAGAUGGAACUUUCUGAGCCCCUCAUUUGAUUUCCAAAGUUUGCAAUUCCUCGUUUUUUUCGGUUCCUUAUUGUAUUCGAUUGGUGAUUUUGAGGAAUGGUUUAUAGAAAAAAAAAAUUACUGUGUUGAAAACUUGAAAAUGUUAUGUUCUUGAGAA